AAAUGUCAUUAGUCGGUUCUGGCACCUUAAUUGUCAAACCUCUCAAAGCAAAACUAACUCACGACACUGAAUUCCUAGGCAAAAUGGAUCCUUAUUGCAGGGUCACUCUUGGUAAUUAAAGACAAAGGACAAGAGAACAUACAGAUGCAGGUACCAGAAAUAUUCAUAUAAAAGGAAAGCAUCCUUCAUGGAAUCAAUCAUUAAGCUUUAGACGUACAAAUGAAUACAUAGCUGAUAUCCAAAUUUGGGAUGCUGAUGAAGUAACUGAAGAUGAUUUAGUUGGAGAAUGUUCCAUAGCCCUAUAACCAUAUUUGGUAGAUAUUCCUAAACCAGCUGAAUGGAUCAACUUAAGUUACAAAGUAAUUUAAAUAAUAUUUAAAAACUCAGGGAAAAUCAGCUGGAUAGCUAUACAUUGCGUUUGAAUGGUUUGCUGAUUCAAAAUAUUAACCGUAAGCCUAAAUCCCUUCAAAUCCACAAUAUUAUCAAUAAAAUAAUGUGAUCCCAAUGCAACCUCCAGGAGCUCCUUAUUAUCAAUAACCAUACAAUUAAUAAAUGCCCUAUUAGUAACCUCCCAAUUAUCCAUAAUAAUAAGUUUAAUAUCCCUAACCACCACCCUAUUCUUAACCAGGCUUCUAAGGAGGAUAUCCAUAGAAUCAAUAAUAAAAGUAUCCCCAGUAAGGCUAUACGCCUAAUUACCCUCCUAACCCAUAUUAGCCAAAUCCACAACAAGGAUACCCACCCUAACAACCUCCAAAUUAUCCACCAAAUUAACCCCCUGGUUAUCCUCCAAACUAACCACCUAAUUACCCACCAAAUCAACCACCAAACUAUCCACCAAAUCAACCACCUAACUAUCCUCCCAAUUAACCACCUAAUUAUCCACCAAAUCAACCACCAAACUAUCCACCCAAUUAACCACCUAAUUAUCCUCCAAAUUAACCACAAAACUAUCCACCAAAUCAACCACAAAAUUAACCACCAUACCCACCAUAAAAUUAAUAAUAAGGAUAUCCAAAUUAUGCCUAAACUAUGUAAAAUAAUCCUUAAGGAUAUCCAAAUCAAAAUUAAGCACCAAAUCCUAACAAUUAAUAACCUCCUAAUUAUCAAGGAGGCUAACCUUAAAACUACCCUAAUAAUUAAGCAUAGGGUGGCUAUCCAAAUAAUCAAAUGCCAUUAAAUUAAUAAGCUUAGACCUUACCACUAGGGCAAUAAUAUCCAAGCUUACCUCCUCUCAAUCAGCCUUAUCCUAAUGUUCCUCCUGGCUAAUAACCUCCUCCUCAGCCAAAUUAAGUGCCUCCUCCACCUCCAGGUUAAUAAUAACCACCUGCAUUUUAUCCUGGCUAAACUAUGCCAAAUUAACAGUAUCCAAUGAAUUACGACCCAAACAAGAUACCUAAUCCAAUGGGCAAUUGAAGCAUUC
This is a messenger RNA of Paramecium octaurelia, 1420 nucleotides long. The record is from the annotation of a GenBank genome assembly. Lineage: Eukaryota; Ciliophora; Oligohymenophorea; Peniculida; Parameciidae.